Urocitellus parryii (Arctic ground squirrel) is the source of this 2035-nucleotide messenger RNA. The record is from RefSeq and is a predicted model, not a curated record. Lineage: Eukaryota; Metazoa; Chordata; Mammalia; Rodentia; Sciuridae.
AUGUCCUGCAGAAGUUACUGGAGUCUUUACAAGAGAACCACUUCCAAGAAGAUGAACAGUUUCUGGGAGCUGUUAUGCCAAGGCUUGGGCAGGAUAGCAUGUGCCAAUGUCCUCAGUGACCUCUAUGCAAUGGGGGUUACAGAAUGUGACAAUAUGCUGAUGCUCCUUGGAGUCAGUAAUAAAAUGACCGACAGGGAAAGGGAUAAAGUGAUGCCCCUAAUUAUACAGGGUUUUAAAGAUGCAGCUGAGGAAGCAGGAACAUCUGUAACCGGUGGCCAAACAGUAUUAAACCCCUGGAUUGUUCUGGGAGGAGUUGCUACAACUGUCUGCCAGCCCAAUGAAUUUAUCAUGCCAGAUAAUGCAGUACCAGGGGAUGUGCUUGUGUUGACAAAACCUCUGGGGACACAAGUUGCUGUCGCUGUGCAUCAGUGGCUGGAUAUUCCUGAAAAAUGGAAUAAAAUUAAGCUAGUAGUCACCCAAGAAGACGUAGAGUUGGCAUACCAAGAAGCAAUGAUGAAUAUGGCACGGCUCAACAGGACAGCUGCAGGACUUAUGCACACAUUCAAUGCCCAUGCAGCCACUGACAUCACAGGCUUCGGGAUCUUGGGCCAUGCUCAGAACCUGGCUAAGCAACAGAGGAAUGAAGUGUCGUUUGUGAUUCACAACCUCCCUGUGCUGGCCAAGAUGGCUGCUGUGAGCAAGGCCUGUGGGAACAUGUUUGGUCUCAUGCAUGGAACCUGCCCGGAGACAUCAGGAGGCCUUCUAAUAUGUUUACCACGUGAGCAGGCUGCUCGGUUCUGUGCAGAGAUAAAGUCCCCCAAGUAUGGCGAAGGUCACCAAGCAUGGAUUAUUGGGAUUGUAGAGAAGGGCAACCGUACUGCCAGAAUAAUAGACAAGCCCCGGAUUAUCGAAGUUGCACCACAAGUGGCCACUCAAAAUGUGAAUCCCACACCUGGUGCCACCUCCUAAUGUAGACAGAAAUAGCUAUUUGGUUUUGUUUUUAAAUAGAUCUAUUUCCUUUAUCAUCACUUCAAUUAAAGACUAUAAGCAACAACAAAAAUCUCAUUGUGUCUACACAUCUGGUGACCUUAGGUCGAUUGUGAGUGGAUACAAUUAAUAAAAUGAAAUCCAUGGCCUUCUUUUCCUGUUACAUUAACUGAAGAUGCACCUAAUCUUGAGGCAGCUUCUGAGUUGAGAAUUAUAUUGUUAUCCAAUACUGUUGAUUCAUUUUGAAUCUUUAGACACGUAUCUCUUGCCGCAUAGGCUCUUUCUAAAGGUGCUUUCACACAGCACAGACAUUACUGAGAGUAGUGUCACAUAACAGUUGUGUCUUUUCAUUAUAUGUGUAUUUAUCAUAUCAGUCUGGUCUUUUUUUGUAUCUUGGAUGGUAUUCUGGAAGGUUAGAUUUGGUAAGUGACAAGAUGGUCUCCUGGUAGUAAGAAGGUUGCAUGAUUCCUUUGCAUCUUUGAUUUGUAAAGCUGAGACUAAUMAUUCAAGAGCAUCUCUUUGACCCAGGACAUUCUCCAAUAGUGCAUUCAGUUUCACAAGGCAAGUGCUUCAGUCUGCAUGGAAAGCACUUUGAAGACAAAAAAGAAAUGUUAUUUCUUUUUGUAGCCUUCCUGAUAUUUACAAUAAUAUCAUUAACUUUUCUUUACUGAUAUAGCAAAAAAGAAUACUUUUUGCAAUGUAAUUAGAUGUUCUAUAGUGCAACAAGGAAUUGCCUUCCAAUAGGGAGUUCAUGUAUAAUACUCAUUUACAAUUCAAUAUAUAAUUAACUACGCAAAUAAUUUUUAAAUAUAAUCAAUAAUAAAGGCUGUUGUGUGAAUGGUAGUGUUUAAUACAUUUUAUAUUUUGUAUAGUGAUUUCAAGYCUUUUGUUUCCUUAAAAUCAGCAGCUCUUUAGCCUAAUUCCUAGCAUUGUUUUGUCCUUUGCGCUAGUACUUUUUUGUGCACGCUUUUUGUGAUCUGUUAAUCUGCAUUGCCAACAUUGCAGCUCGAACUUAAAACUUGUUAUUCAAAUAAAUAUUUAAUUUUUU